AGAUCUCGCCAGGAGAUGACAUUCUUUCCUGUGCUCUAACAUUUCUGAUUGGGUCGUCGACCAUCGGCAGAAUGCUGCCGCGUGGACUGCCAUUAACGUUUCUUCUUGUGCAGUUGUCUCAUCAUAUCGUUUGGGCUGCGUUGGAGAAUACAAGAAUGUUUGACAAACUGGAAAAUGUCACGCAGACCAUAUCGAGAAUACUCGACGGCUAUGACAUUCGAUUGAGGCCGAAUUUUGGCGGAGAGCCACUAUUAGUUGGUAUGGAUUUAACUAUAGCGAGUUUCGAUGCUAUUUCGGAAGUCAAUAUGGAUUACACUAUAACAAUGUAUUUAAAUCAAUAUUGGAAAGACGAAAGACUCGCCUUUUCGCAAGAGGAGGAAAUCUUGACACUGAGUGGUGAUUUUGCAGAAAAGAUUUGGGUCCCGGAUACUUUCUUUGCCAACGAUAAGAACAGCUUUUUGCACGACGUAACUGAACGCAAUAAACUCGUCAGACUCUCCGGCGACGGUUCCAUCACUUAUGGCAUGAGAUUCACAACGACAUUGGCCUGCAUGAUGGAUCUGCACUACUAUCCUCUCGAUUCGCAGAAUUGCACCGUAGAGAUCGAGAGCUACGGUUACACGGUACUCGACGUAGUAAUGUAUUGGAAAGAUACUCCUGUUCGAGGAGUGGAGGAAGCGGAAUUGCCGCAAUUUACAAUAAUCGGUUACGAAACGAACGACCGGAAAGAGAAAUUGGCUACCGGUAUUUAUCAAAGGUUAUCGCUCAGCUUUAAACUCCAACGGAAUAUCGGUUACUUCGUGUUCCAGACCUAUCUUCCGAGCAUACUCAUCGUAAUGCUUAGUUGGGUCAGUUUCUGGAUCAAUCACGAAGCGACCAGCGCAAGAGUGGCCUUGGGUAUCACAACUGUUCUCACGAUGACCACAAUUUCAACUGGUGUGAGAAGCUCCUUGCCACGAAUCAGUUAUGUCAAAGCUAUCGACAUAUAUCUGGUGAUGUGUUUUGUUUUCGUUUUUGCUGCGUUACUAGAGUACGCGGCAGUCAAUUACACGUAUUGGGGUGCAAGAGCUAAAAAAAAAAGCAAAAAGAAGGAUAACGAGGAACAGAAAGUUCUUACUUCGAAAACUGGAAGCAAAGCUACCUCACCUUUUCCUGGUUCGACUGAUGCUGAUAUUAUUGAGCUGCAGGAUAUAAGAAUGUCGCCAUUGCCAAGCAUUAGAAAUAGAUCAGGUUUAAUUAGUGGUUCUUCGACACCUGGCCUUGGAAAACAUCAUGAUCCAGUCAAAUUUCCACCCAGUUUUCGUAUCUCAAGAACAGUCGCCUAUAAUACACAUGGUAGAAACAGUGGGCUCAGAUAUAGAGGCCCGAAACAAAAUAAACCUAAGGUACUACACGCUAUCCGUAGAGGUGCAUCGGUAUUACGCGUGUCCAUGCCAAAAAUCAAAGACGUUAACGUGAUCGACAAAUACUCGAGAAUCAUAUUUCCUGUCAGUUUCAUGCUGUUCAACGCGAUAUAUUGGAUCUUUUAUUUUGUUUGAAUGAUAUAAAGAAACGCAGAUAUAAAAAAAAACAAAUUGAAUUAUCACGAUUUCAUGUGUAUAUACAUACAGAGAGAAAGAUAGAAAAGGAAAAAGAGAGAGAGAGAGAGAAAGAGAGAGAGAGAGAGAGGGGGAGAGAGAGAAAAAGAGGGAGAAAAUGUUUUAAGCGUUUAUAUGGGACAUUGUGAGAGAGACAGAGAUGAGAACUGUCUCGGAUUUAUGAGAGAAGCAAUAUAUGGGGAUCGAUUGAUCCGCUCUUCGUACUGAAAUUAAUAACUACUAUAACGGAAACAAAAAGGAAAAGGAGGAAAAAAAGAAAAAAAGAAAAAAGAAAAGGAAAGAAAAACAAAAAGAUGGAAAAAAUAUUUUACGAACGUUCGAGUGUCCUCAAUCGAAAGCUGCCAUAAUUACUUAUCAAGUUACGUAAGUGGUGUUAAAGACUUUGAUCGCAAAUAAAUAUUAUUAUAGCUAAAUUCUUAAUUAUAAAAUCAUAUGAUCUUUUGAGAGAUAUUACGUAUGAAUGAGGAUACGAUAUUUAAACGUAAUUAUUAUUAUUAUCAUUAUUAUUAUCGUGAUACAGAUGAAUUAUUAAUUUUAAUCGGAGACAAAUAUGACGUAAACAAGAAGAAUAUUCAAAUUAAGAGCAAAAAAAGAA
This is a messenger RNA of Vespa mandarinia (Asian giant hornet), 2193 nucleotides long. RefSeq names its product Ligand-gated chloride channel homolog 3 (gene Lcch3). NCBI's taxonomy places the organism in Eukaryota, Metazoa, Arthropoda, Insecta, Hymenoptera, Vespidae. The record is from RefSeq and is a predicted model, not a curated record. Gene Ontology annotation, biological process: monoatomic ion transmembrane transport. Gene Ontology annotation, cellular component: membrane. Gene Ontology annotation, molecular function: extracellular ligand-gated monoatomic ion channel activity; GABA-A receptor activity.